AUGUUAGUUCUAGUUCUGGGAGAUCUCCACAUACCUCAUAGAGCUAGCUCACUCCCAGCGCUCUUCAAGAAAUUAUUAGUCCCAGGACGGAUACAGCAUAUACUCUGCACUGGUAACCUUUGCACAAAGGAAUCCUACGAUUAUUUAAGAACUUUGGCGAAUGAUGUUCACGUUGUGAAAGGGGACUUUGAUGAGGUUUCCAACUACCCUGAUCAGAAGGUUGUAACUGUCGGACAGUUUAGGAUCGGAGUCUGUCAUGGUCAUCAGGUUGUUCCCUGGGGAGAUGCAGAGUCACUGGCCGUCAUUAACAGGCAAUUGGAUUGUGACAUCUUGAUCACAGGGCAUACACAUAAGUUUGAAGCAUAUGAGCAGGAGGGAAAGUUCUACGUGAAUCCUGGCAGUGCCACCGGAGCUUACUCUGCUCUGGAGUCGGAGAUCACACCGAGCUUUAUUCUCAUGGACAUACAGAGCGGGACCGUGGUGACCUAUGUGUACCAGCUGGUGGACGGGGAGGUGAAGGUUGACAGGAUUGAGUUCAAGAAAUCCUGA
Eurytemora carolleeae is the source of this 549-nucleotide messenger RNA. It is a transcript of the gene Vps29, whose product is annotated as vacuolar protein sorting-associated protein 29. The record is from RefSeq and is a predicted model, not a curated record. Gene Ontology annotation, cellular component: endosome; retromer complex. The transcript has 4 exons. NCBI's taxonomy places the organism in Eukaryota, Metazoa, Arthropoda, Copepoda, Calanoida, Temoridae. Bases 1 to 549 code for a protein of 182 amino acids. Gene Ontology annotation, biological process: retrograde transport, endosome to Golgi; intracellular protein transport.